CCAGUCUCCCCAGUAUACUCCCAUACAGCAAUCAGUUGCAUUGUGACGCCCGCCGUUACUAUCGCUAAUCCUGCCAAAUAACGGCCGAGACGCUGAUCCUUGCUGCAGGGUUAGUUUACCCACACCGACGACCGACUCGCAAACCAGCCCACUCGCUGCCAGUGACCAAAAAUGUUUGACGACCGGCAGAUCGGCUAGGUAUAAAAAAGCUUGAUGGCAACCAGCAAAAGUUCCCUAUCCACAUGGGACGUCACCCGUUUACUUGUUGUCAGGACCGGGCAAUUUCCAUAUCGUUGCUUGUCUUCAGUCAAUACGCUGCUUGCACCUCAAGUUCAAAUGGAUAAGGUAUUCAAGAAAGGUGGGAAAUUUAUCGGCGUCGAGCAGGAUAUUGGCCCAGUUUUCUGCCGCUUCUUGCCUGCCACUGUUAGCACCUACACGCAUGAGCCGGACCGUUUAAGUUAAGCUUGGGAUCUACAAUCCAGUGUCACCGUCACACUGCCUGAAGAGCAACUCCGUGUCCGUGGGAUUGUUUUUCUGGAUUUUGUUUGUCAUGACAUGUCAUAGAUGUUUCCCGUUCUCGAAAUUGAUGACAGCGCGCUGCUGCUGUCAGGCCUUUGGGUUAAGCAUGUUUAACCGGUCCAGUUGACCAGAUUUUGUUUUAUUUGUUUGAAAACAUCUCUAUGAUGUCACAAUCAAAAUUUGUACUCCUUUUUUUUUGUUUCGGUUUUUCUGAUGGUGCCCCAAUAACUUUUCGCUCCGAGAAAACAUGAGCAUCAAAGCGAUGACGAUGAGGCAACACACCCAGAGCUUUCAAGGUUUCGAGUUCUAGGUCUCGCAAGGCCCAUUGUCGAGGCUUUAUCCAAACAUUGACUAUGGAUUGGCAAAAUACAGAGCAAUUAAUCUAAGUUAAAAACAACU
Coccidioides immitis RS is the source of this 918-nucleotide messenger RNA. RefSeq lists its product as uncharacterized. The coding region runs from base 214 to 462 and encodes 82 amino acids. NCBI's taxonomy places the organism in Eukaryota, Fungi, Ascomycota, Eurotiomycetes, Onygenales, Onygenaceae. The transcript has a single exon. The record is from RefSeq and is a predicted model, not a curated record.